This is a messenger RNA of Micropterus salmoides (largemouth bass), 2889 nucleotides long. It is a transcript of the gene abcb11a, whose product is annotated as ATP-binding cassette, sub-family B (MDR/TAP), member 11a. The transcript is spliced from 14 exons. Gene Ontology annotation, cellular component: membrane. Lineage: Eukaryota; Metazoa; Chordata; Actinopteri; Centrarchiformes; Centrarchidae. Gene Ontology annotation, biological process: transmembrane transport. The record is from RefSeq and is a predicted model, not a curated record. Gene Ontology annotation, molecular function: ABC-type transporter activity; ATP hydrolysis activity; ATP binding. The coding region runs from base 85 to 2373 and encodes 762 amino acids.
UAAGGAUUUAACAAACCUAAAAUUAACACAUUCCUUCCUAUCCACCAGAAAUUUGAUACUCUGGUGGGAGAAGGUGGAGGACAGAUGAGUGGAGGACAGAAGCAGAGGAUUGCUAUUGCUCGAGCACUGAUUCGAAACCCCAGGAUCCUGUUGCUUGAUAUGGCCACAUCUGCCUUGGACAAUGAGAGUGAGGCUAUUGUCCAGGAGGCACUGGAUAAGGUGCGGAUCGGCAGGACAACAAUUUCUAUAUCCCACCGUCUUUCUACAAUUAGAAAUGCAGAUGUCAUCAUUGGUUUUGAGCAUGGACAGGCUGUGGAGAAGGGGACACACAGUGAGCUAAUAGAAAGGCAAGGUGUCUACUUCACCCUGGUCACCCUGCAGAACCAAGGCCCACCAAACACAACUAAUGAUGUGAUCAAUGAUGCUGAUCUAAAAGCGAGGAGUUGUAGCCUUGGAAGUUCCAGAUCCAGUAAAAGUGGGAACUCUGUUCGACUGCGAUCUCAGAGCAAAUUGUCAAAACAUUUUGACCACUACGCAUCAUCUGGCAGCCUCAAGAAACCUUCGGACCAGGAGACAACACCAAAAAAUUGUAAGGAUGAUGCGGUCGAACAUGUGGAGCCUGCCCCAGUAGCACGUAUCCUCAAGUACAACCAACCAGAAUGGCCCUACAUGCUGCUGGGCUCGCUGGGAGCUGCUGUCAAUGGCUCUGUCAACCCCAUCUACGCUGUCCUGUUCAGCCAAAUUCUUGGGACGUUUGCCAUUCGUGACUUGAACAAGCAGAGGGAGCAGAUCAAUGGGAUAUGUGUUCUGUUUUGCAUUGUUGCUGUGGCCAGUUUCCUUUUCCAGUUUUUACAGGGAUAUGCUUUUGCUAAGUCUGGAGAGCUGCUGACCCGCCGUUUAAGGAAAGUGGGCUUCCAGGCUAUGUUGAGACAGGAGAUUGGCUGGUUUGAUGACCCCACAAACAGCCCUGGAGCUCUGACAGCCAGGCUGGCCACUGAUGCAUCCAUGGUGCAGGGUGCAACAGGAUCUCAAAUUGGCAUGAUCGUUAACUCAUUGACCAGUAUUGGAGCGUCUUUCUGCAUUGCUUUCUACUGCAGUUGGAAGUUAACUUUGGUAAUUAUGUGCUUCCUGCCACUCCUCGUGCUGUCUGGGCUGUACCAAGCCAAAAUGCUGACAGGUUUUGCAAAUGAAGAUAAAAAUGCCAUGGAAGCAGCAGUUCAGGUAUCCAGUGAGGCUCUUGCCAACAUCAGGACAGUUGCAGGUUUGGCCAAUGAGAGGUCAUUUGUGGACUCGUAUGAGCAAAAACUCGAGCUUCCAUAUAAAACUGCCAAGAAGAAAGCCAACAUCUAUGGAAUCUGUUUUGGUUUUUCCCAGUGCAUCGUGUUCAUGGCACUUGCUGCUUCAUUUAGAUAUGGAGGCUAUCUGGUUAGCUCGGAGGGGUUAAAAUACAUGUUGGUUUUCAGAGUGGUAUCAGCUAUAGUAACCAGCGGGACAGCACUGGGCAGAGCUUCUUCCUUCACUCCAGACUAUGCCAAAGCCAAAAUUGCUGCUGCUCAGUUUUUCAAACUAUUGGACCGAGUUCCUAAAAUCAGCUUGAGCCAAACAGAUGGAGAAAAAUGGGGUAACUUCAAAGGUGAAAUAGAGUUCCUCAGUUGCAACUUCACCUAUCCAACUCGGCCAGAUACCCAGGUGUUGAACGGCCUGGAUGUGUCUGUGAAGUCUGGUCAGACUUUGGCGUUUGUUGGUAGCAGUGGCUGUGGGAAAAGCACCAGUGUUCAACUGUUGGAAAGGUUCUAUGACCCUGAUCAAGGGCAAGUGUUGAUCGAUGGCCGCCCGUCUCAUACUGUCAACGUGCCCUUCCUAAGAUCUCAGAUUGGCAUAGUGUCUCAGGAGCCCGUGUUGUUUGACUGCAGCAUAGCGGACAAUAUCAAGUAUGGACAUAACACACACAGUGUCAGCUUGGAAGAGAUUGUUCAGUCUGCUAAGAAAGCCCACCUUCAUGACUUUGUGAUGAAGCUUCCAGAUAAAUAUCAGACUCGGGUUGGUGCCCAGGGCUCCCAGCUUUCAAGAGGACAAAAGCAACGCAUCGCCAUUGCCCGGGCCAUCAUCAGAAACCCUAAGAUCCUGCUGCUAGAUGAAGCUACCUCUGCCCUGGACACAGAGAGUGAAAAGACUGUCCAGUUGGCUCUGGACGAGGCGAGAAAAGGACGAACCUGCAUCGUCAUCGCUCACCGGCUGUCUACAAUCCAGACUGCUGACAUCAUAGCAGUGAUGUCUAAAGGAGCUGUCAUAGAACAGGGCACACAUGAUAAACUCAUGGCCAAGAUGGGCGCCUAUUAUAAACUGGUCACAACGGGUGCUCCUAUCAGCUAGGCGCCUGCCGCCACAUAUGAUGAACAUGUGAUGAAAAUGAUUAUAUAUAGUAUGGGGUAUUGAUUGAUCUUAAACAUGAAACCAAUAUAAGAAUAUGAAGGACAAUAAAACUCACUGUAGCAAAAAACUUGUUAACUCAAAAGUAAAACUUUUUUGUCCGCCAUAUUGGAGAGGUCAAGAUCUUUAGAGAUGCAGACCCAAUGUUAAUGUUUUAAACUUAACCACAGUUCACAUUUCAGUUUCAAACAACAGUGAGAUGGGAGGGAAGUUUGGGGAUUUAGGGGCGCUGAAAAUAUCUUUAACUGGAAAAGAUCUGUUCAUCAUUGUUGAAUGAAUGAAAGGAUGUUUUUCUUUCUUAAUAUGACCAUCUAAUGAAUCCUUAACGCAACUUUUUAAAGAAAAAGUGGAUCCUACACAAAACACUGUUACAUCAUCAUUUCAAACAAAAAUGUAUGUAAUAAAAAUGUAUUUCUUCCUGACUUCAGUUUUCUAAAUAUUUAACUUGAAGUUGCAGUG